AUGCAAUCUUACGCUGUGAUGAGAAGCCCAAGUAAUUUUCAGAGCCAACCCAAAGUUGUAACUCCAAUAAUUGUAGCUCUUUGUUUUCGAUGCAGCAAUAAAUUGUUAACUUUACGACGAAGCUUGUUAGGUGAUCGUAUCAGGGAGUGCACUCUCGUAAUACAAAUUCGUUACUCAGCGAGGCCCGAUAAUGCGGCCCAUGCAUUUCCAUAUGGGCUUGGUGCCCAAUAGUGGCGUGCUCCAUUUUUUACUCCUAAAAAGGCUUGGGCCUUUGCAAAUAGGGGCUAAGUCCCAUCACGUGUACUAGUGCGAGCCCGAACCCGAACCCGAUCCCGAGCCCGAGCAUCAUUCAUUUCUCUGCAAAACCCUUCACCCUAAACCCUAGUUCCUUCCUCCUACUCCACCCCCGGAACCCCAUCUCCGAUGCUCCGCCUCUCCUCCUCCCUCGAAGCCUCGCGCAACCCCUUCCCCCUCUUCCUCCUCCGCCGCCUCCUCCACCGCCGGGGCACAAAGCCCCGCACCUCUCCGCCGCCGCCGCUGCCGCCGCCGCCGACACCUCCGAAGCCCCCGCAGAAGCCGGUCCCCUUCACCGUCCAUGGCGUCACGUGGAACGACCCCUACAGCUGGAUGUCGUCGCUCUCCGACUCCGUGGCGAUGCGCCACAUGGACGUCUACAUGGAGCAGGAGGAGAAGUACGCGGAGGCCGCCAUGGCCGCCGCGGGCGCCGAUCGCCUCGUGCGCAAGCUCCAGAUCGAGAUGGCCCCGCGCCUCGCCUCCGAGCUCUCCACUCCCCCCGUCCGGUGGGGGCCCUGGCUCUACUACCGCCGCGUCGAGGAGGGCAAGCAGUACCCUGUGCUCUGCCGCAGAUCCGCGACCCUCCACCAGGAGUUCAUCUCCUACAGCGAGCCCUCCGCGGGCUUCGAUUUCACCUCCGGGAAGCGGAUCGAGCAGAAGCUUAUCGAUUACAAUCAAGAGGCCGAGCGGUUCGGAGGAUACUCUUACGAGGAACUAUCUGAAGUGUCUCCAGAUCACCGCUAUAUUGCAUAUACUAUGUAUGACAAGGAUAAAGACUCCUUUACGUUAUCUGUGAGGGAUUUGACGACAGGCACACUUUGCGACAAACCGCGUGCUGAUCGGGUUGCAAACCUGUCAUGGGCGAUGAAUGGGCAAGCAUUACUCUACACAGUUACAAAUGAUGAUAAAAGGCCAUAUCGGAUCUUUUGUAGCGUUCUUGGAUCUGAUAAGAAUGAUGUUUUGAUUUUGGAAGAACCCGAUGAGAAUGUAUAUGUAAACAUUAGAAACACAAAGGAUUUUCGCUAUGUAACUGUAAAUAUCUUUUCGGAUAUCUCUUCAAAGGUAUACUUAAUAAAAUUAUCCGAUCCCUUGUCUGGUAUGACGCUAGUAUGGGAAUGUGAACCUCAUGCUCAUUGCAUCAUUGAGCAUCAUCGAGGAUAUCUAUAUUUAUUUACAGAUGCUGCAAGAGGAGGCGUGCCUGUUGAUUCGCAUUAUCUUCUUCGCCGCAAUGCUGAAUUAUCCAGUUCAAAUAACUGGGAGAGUGUGCUUGAGGAGCCACGUCUUAGUGUUGAGGAUGUUGAUUUCUGUGAUACUCAUAUGGUGCUUGUUCUUCGAGAAGGGAAAAGGUUGAGAUUAUCUUCAGUUAGGCUACCUUUGCCAAUGGAUGUAAAGGUACCUGCUCGUUUAUCAGCUCUUAGUCCAUGUGACUUGCCUCUUCCGGAUCACGUUUGCCAGAUCUCACCCGGUCCAAAUUAUGACUACUAUUCCUCAACUAUGCGAUUUAUGAUAUCAUCACCUGUGAUGCCUGAUGCUGUUGUGGACUACAACUUAUUGAAUGGGAAGUGGCUCAUAGUGCAACAGCAAAAUAUGCUUCAUGAAAGAACAAGAACUUUAUAUGGGAAUGCUUUUGCUGCCAAUAGUAAGAGCUCUGUUGCCUCAAGCGAAGAUAAUGUGGCGGAUAGUUGGAAUGAGCUCGCCGAGUACUAUGCUUGUGAGUAUUAUGAUGUUGCUUCGAUGAAUGAAGUUUUGGUUCCAUUGACUGUUGUAUACUCGAAGAAGCACAAGCAGGAGGGAAGUCCUGGAUUACUUCAUGGCCAUGGUGCUUACGGAGAGCUGUUGGAUAAAAGUUGGCGUAGUGAGUUAAAGAGCCUUCUCGAUCGUGGUUGGGUCAUUGCGUAUGCUGAUGUUAGGGGUGGUGGAGGUAGCGGUAAGAAGUGGCAUCAUGAUGGCAGACGUACCAAGAAGCUGAAUUCAAUAAAUGAUUAUGUUUCAUGUGCCGAGUUUCUAGUUGAGAAAGGUAUGGUGCAUGAAAACAAGCUUGCUGGGUGGGGAUAUAGUGCUGGAGGACUUCUGGUUGCUUCAGCUAUUAACACUAAGCCGGAUUUAUUUCGAGCAGCUAUUUUGAAGGUUCCCUUUUUGGAUGUAUGCAAUACUCUUCUUCACCCCAUUUUACCCCUUACACCUGUUGAUUAUGAAGAGUUUGGUUAUCCUGUGGACCUCGAAGAUUUUCUCGCUAUCAAGAAAUACUCUCCUUACGAUAACAUUCAAAAGGGCGUUCCUUAUCCAGCCGUGUUGGUGACGUCAUCUUUUAAUACAAGGUUUGGUGUAUGGGAAGCAGCUAAAUGGGUUGCGAGAGUACGUGAGCUAACCGUGUACGACCCAAAACGUCCGAUAAUACUCAACUUAACCACCGACAUAGUGGAGGAGAGCAAGUAUUUGCAGUCGAAAGAGCUAGCUCUGGAAACCGCUUUCCUGAUCAAAAUGGUCGAAGAUUCAUAAACUCCUAUGAAAUCUAUGAAAUUUUCUUAUGGUCGACACUCGCAAAACGAAAAGAGACGACACAGACAUGUAUGACUAUUCUCGUUCACUCGAGGCGCGGACUUCGGUUAGAGGAUGAGGUGGCCGCUUCUUGGUCACGGAUUGGUUAGAAGCUGUUUUAAUGUGGCUCAAUUAUUGGUACAUGAGCCAAUCUAAGUUGCUAUUUCACCUUACUCUUGUAUGCUGAGUACCUGGAGAUAUUUUGAAGGGUUCUGAAGUGAUAACAUCUAUUUCAGGCAACAUCUCUAAGCAGUGGAAAGUGAAAGCAAAGCUCACAAGAACCUCUUUUUUGUAUUAUAUCACAUUCAAACCUAUCUAUCAAAUAAGAAUAAGAGAGACAAAUUUCCUUUACUA
Molecule: messenger RNA, 3186 nt
Organism: Ananas comosus (pineapple)
Lineage: Eukaryota; Viridiplantae; Streptophyta; Magnoliopsida; Poales; Bromeliaceae
Product: dipeptidyl aminopeptidase BI
Exons: 10
Coding region: 424-2793 (789 amino acids)
Biological process (GO): proteolysis
Molecular function (GO): serine-type endopeptidase activity
Source: RefSeq, a predicted model, not a curated record